UGCAUCACAGUUCUCCGCGUCGUGAUCCUCUGUCGUCCGAUCGGUUCUUUGGGGUCGAAAGUGGGGGUCCGCAGGAGAUUUCGAACACGGUUUCAUCUGUGUCGCUCUCAGAAGACAAUUUCAGUCGGGAAGGAAUAUCGUUCGUUUUCGGACACAACAUUUACACAUUUUGUAAGAACCGCGUCGUAAUUGCUUCGCGAAACGAACCUGCCACUCCGUAGGAUUCUUAUAAAUAUUUUACUUACCCUUUCGGUGGCGUUCCGUGUAUUGGUCCAGCCAUUAUCCUCAAUCGCUUUCGUUUCGACAUAAAAAUCUUUUUUAUCUUACGGUUAAAGGUCAUCGACAUAUCUUGAUCGAGUGUCAGAAUCAGAUCGACGCACGAUCGGCUUUAACCGCGCGAUACCGAAACAUGGAGAACACGUGACCGUAGAAAAGUAAAACAGAAGUAGAGUGAGCAGAACGAGAAGCGCCGAGGAGCGUGUUGAAGGAAAAAAGCGAUGCCAAGGGCCGCGAGAACAGCGGACGUCGAUCGAAAACGUGCGAUCAGCGAUUGAGGUCAGAGCGAUCUCGAAGCUGUAGAGUGGCUAAGUAGUCAACGCGUCGUCGACCAACAUGAAAAAUAACACGAGCAACCACGAGAAGAACGGGCCGGAGAGCCUGAAGUUGUUGAGGGUACCGUCCACGCCGCCGACUACCCCAACGACGCCUACCACGCCGAGUUCGAGAGGUCUCGAAGACAUUUUCAGAGAUUUACCCAUCACCGACGAAACCUCCUGCGGGAUCUGGUGUAUACGGAGCCCGACCCUGCAGAGAUUCGCUAAUAAAAAGGCUUAUGUGUUUCUGUACGGUGUGCUUGGAUGUAUAUUCUCGGCGAGUUACGCGUAUUUCAACGGUACCAUUACUACCAUCGAGAAAAGAUUCAAGAUACCUUCGAAAACGACAGGUCUUAUCUCUGUGGGUAACGAUAUCUCGCAACUGUUUGUAUCCGUGGUCCUGUCUUAUUACGCAGGAAGGGGUCACAGGCCUCGAUGGAUCGCAUUCGGGAUUUAUACUGUAGUUCUCUUUUGCUGUUUAACGAUGCUGCCGCAUUUCUUAUAUGGUCCCGGAGAAGACGCUCUUCUGCUCACGAAAGAAUACGGAGCGAAACCGCAAGCUGAAAACUCGAGUCAUAUACCUGAUAAAUACCGGAAGUUUUUAUGUUUCGGGAAGGAGAGUCGAGAGAAUGAAUGCGACGAUGACGAUGGAAAUUUCGCGCCUCAAGUGUUGCUGUUUAUAGCACAGCUAGUAUCAGGAGUUGGUGGUUCACUUUAUUAUACUUUAGGAGUAUCCUACAUGGACGAUAAUAUACAAAAGUCAAAGACGCCAGCUCUAAUCAGCUUUUCCUACUUCUUGAGAAUGUUGGGGCCGGCCAUUGGUUAUGGUCUAGCUUCGUUUGCCCUCAAAUUCUACAUCAGCCCUACAUUGACGCCUACGAUUACAACACAGGAUCCAAGGUGGCUAGGUGCCUGGUGGCUGGGUUGGAUUAUCCUAGCGUUCCUUCUUUUCGUCUUCGCAAGCAUUAUCGCGCUUUUCCCCAAAACGCUGCCCAGAGCUGCAGCCCGUAAAGCAUUAGCGUUGGAACGAAACAAAUCGGCAAGCAAUAUAAAAGAAGACGAGGAACCAGAGUUACCCGCCUCUAUCUCGGACAUGUUGAGGACGUUCAAGCGGCUGCUAACGAACACUACCUUAAUGUGUAACAACCUAGCAACUGUCUUCUACUUUAUGGGAUACAUGCCUUACUGGAUUUUUAUGCCGAAAUAUAUUGAAACACAGUACAAACAAUCCGCUUCCGUUUCCUCGUUAAUUACUGGAACAGUCGGUUUGGUCUUCAGUGCUUUUGGAAUUCUUUUGUCCGGUUUAAUCAUCUCCAAGUAUAAACCCAAGGCCAGAUAUUUGGCCGCGUGGAACGUGAUGGUUGGCGCUAUAUCGGUCGUAGGGAUGAUCUCUUACGCGUUCCUUGGCUGUUCCGCCAACGACAAUCAAAUUACAGUUCAACCGGAUGGCGCCCUGAAGACUCUACUACCGUGUAACGAACAAUGUCAUUGCGAUUACGUUACUUACAAUCCUGUUUGCUCGGAACAUGGGAAAACCUUUAUUUCAGCUUGUCACGCUGGAUGUCGCAAUAUGAAGAUGCAGGCUAAUGGUAGUAAGAUGUACACGGAGUGUAGCUGUAUCAAACCAAAAUUCGCACGUUUGCCAUUUUUGUUUGCAAACAAUAAUUUUACGUAUACAACAGAGGAUCCGCUUGAGACUCCAGAACCUGAUGGGUCAGCUCCUUUAGGCACCGCGGUACCGGGAGCCUGUCCCGUGGAUUGUAUGCAUAAAUUUUACGUCUUUCUGGCUGUGGUUUGUCUGCUCAAGUUCAGUGGCGCGACUGGAAGGGCGUCGAACUUCUUAGUUUCCGUUAGGUGCGUCGAUGAGAAGGAUAAAACAGUGGCUAUGGGCUUUGGAUUAAUGAUUAUGAGCUUAUUUGCGUUCAUACCUUCUCCCAUCUUGUUUGGAUUUAUUUUAGAUAAAACGUGUCUUGUUUGGGGAAAAACAUGUUCGGGUACAGGAAAUUGUUGGCUCUAUAACGGGGAAACGUUGAGAUAUCUACUGAACUUUACAGCAGCCACGUUCGUAACGAUUGGUACGUUAUUUGACGUGGGUGUCUGGUAUUUCGUGAAAGACGUAAAAAUCUUCGACGAGGAGAUCGAGCUGAAAGACAUAGCCGAAGAAUCGGGAGAGACACUUUGAAACUGAGCUACCAACGAUCGAGCUAGAUCGCUUCGUUUCAAGGAAAGGUGGAGUUAAGGUUCAGGGGCGAAGUCAUUGGUGAAGAGAAAAAAAAGACGGGAGCGUUGGAAAAAAGGAGAGCCGACGAAUAAAGACUUUACAAGUACCUUAAGCAACUUUUUGGAUAUUUAAACGCUCGUAGUACCUCAGGUAGAACUUACUGUUGACUAGUUCACUCGUGAGGCAUAGUAUUUGAAGAAGAAAAUGAAUUUCAUUUUUUACUGUCCCCGUUUUAUUAUCAUAAUUAAUAAUAGUUUUCAUCGCUUAUGAGAAGCCUGAAACCCUCCUAUCAGAUACAAACAGCAUAAGAGGAUACGAGUGUAAAGAGGCUCACCAAUAACAGUACGAGACUUUCGAAUUAGUCAUAAACCUGCGUUCCGUGUACAAAAUAUAGUCUAAAGAUGAAACUUUCAAUCCAUUGGUGAAAGGAGGUUUUUUUUUUAAUUUUUAAUCGAAUAGCGUAGCGUAAUAUAUCGUGUUUCUUCAAAUCAACGAAGCGUUGCCAUGUUUUAGAAUAAUAUUAAGAUGAAAAUCUGUUCGAAUACGAUCAUUAUAUAUAUACAUAUAUUUUUUACUCGAAGCAAACUAAUUUACGUAACAUAAACUCGAACGCAAAAGCUGAGGCAUUAUUGAAAUUAUAUCGUAUUAAUAUCGAGGUCCGAUUGGUUGCAAAUAAUCUGUCAAUUGACUUUUUUAAAUCGUUAAAGAAGAAGGAAAUUAAUAAAAAGUACAUAGUAUGAAAAUAUUUAGGUAUAUUUAAUUUUUAUUUGCAGCACAACUCGGAAGAAUGUCACUUAAUAAAGAUACAGUGUUAUGUGGAA
Bombus pyrosoma is the source of this 3635-nucleotide messenger RNA. RefSeq names its product solute carrier organic anion transporter family member 74D (gene Oatp58Dc). The transcript is spliced from 8 exons. Gene Ontology annotation, cellular component: membrane. Gene Ontology annotation, molecular function: protein binding. Bases 613 to 2775 code for a protein of 720 amino acids. Gene Ontology annotation, biological process: transmembrane transport; sodium-independent organic anion transport. The record is from RefSeq and is a predicted model, not a curated record. Lineage: Eukaryota; Metazoa; Arthropoda; Insecta; Hymenoptera; Apidae.